GUAAGGCAGCGAUUUUUUUCCUUCUUUAAUAGGGUCCGUAAAACGGACCCUUUCCCAAUUGAAAAUAAUGACCAUUUUUCCCAAUUUCAGACCAAAUUAUUCCCAAAAAUGACCUACAAACAUUUUUGAAACGGCUGCUGUCCCGACAUCGUGAAAUUCGCCGAUUAUAGAAAAUAUGUUCCGAAUUUUAAUCGAGUGUUCGCUAAUUUUGACCAAAGGACAAAUAUUCGAUUAAAAUUCAGAACAUGUUCUCUGUCAUUUAAUCAAUCGCACCAUGCAUUGUUUUCGGUAACCGGUUUCCACGAUCUUUUUCUGUAGAACCAGUGACAAGCUGUGCGAACAAUGAGUCACAACAGCAAAUAUAAUGUUCAAAGGCUAACAAAAUCCAAGCUUGCUGGCUGCAAAAGCCUUGUGGAGUUCAGAUUCUCACGGGCAUCUUCACAGCCUGUUCUGACUGAGGAAACGUCCGUUGAAUCGUCGACAUCGGUGUCGUUUUCAUGUCAGAGUCAGGAGAACUCUUGUGUAACUCCGGUUGAAUUUGUGCCAGUGUGUGCUUUUAGAACAACCAUCGUUAUCUCAGAGUCAGGCCACUGUAUCAUGUUGUGAUGAUCAGAACACUAGCUCUAGUGUAACUCAUUUAGAUCCAGGAAAGGGGUUAUUGUAAUUUUGUAUGUUACACAAAAUUCCCAAUUAGGAUGAAAACGACGCUAUUUUUCCCAAAUCGUCCGGACGCGGACGCUUUCCCAAAAUGGCAAAAAAAAUCGCUGUAAGGUUCACGUUGGAAAGUCAACAUUUAAAAAUGUAUGGAAUCAGUGUGUCCCUCAUAUAAAAAUCAUGAAUCCGCGAGACGAUGUAUGCAAGACAUGUGAGGACUUUCGCGAUACCAUAUCUAUGGCUAGAAGUGAAGAUGACAAACUAGACGCCACUGCUAGUUAUCACCAGCACGUUUUGUCUGCACGUGCAGAGCGAGAGGUGUAUCAGCAAUGUGUACAAGAAUCUACGGCUCUUUUCCGAGGUAGCUCACAAGAUCACAGCAAGGUCCAUUGUACAUUUGAUUUUAGUCAAUAUGUGAAAUUACCUCAUCACGCAAGAGAGAAAGGACCUACCUUCUUUAUACAGCCACGCAAGGUGCAGAUGUUUGGCUUCAGAAUAGAUGGAUAUCGCCAGUACAACUAUUUAAUAGAUGAAGACCAGACAAUAGGUGUAGACGGACAAUUGGCACAUGGACCCGAUUCUGUGAUCUCCAUGUUGGACCACGCCUUUGGUACGUUUUGUCACCAGGGAGGAGAUUGCACAAUACAUGCUGAUAACUGUUUUGGUCAAAAUAAAAACCGCUACGUGAUUGCCUACCUCUCAUGGAGAACUAUGACGAACAGACACGAUAAUAUCAAAUAUAUGAUGCAGUUACCUGGCCAUACUAGAUGUUUGAUUGACGCCGGUUUUGGCAGAAUUAAACAGAGGUAUCGUAGGGAGGAUGUUGAUACGCUUCAACACGUAGCGGAUGUUGUUGAUCUGUCAUCCUGUAGCAACGUCUCAGUUGUGUAUGGCAGGGAUACAUGGAAAUGGAGGCAGUGGAAGGCUUUCUUCGGCGACAGAUAUAAAAAAGUUCCGAAUAUAUCCAAGUACCACUACUUCCGGUUCACUUCAACAGACCCCGGAGCCGUAUUUAUGAAAAUGUCUGCGGUUGACACAGAGGAGACAAGGUUUGUCGUCUGUAAAACAAACCUUCUUGCUAUGGAUUCAUGUGACAUUCCCCAAGAAAUAAUGCCAGCUGGACUUAACCGAGAGCGACAGCGCUACCUUUACAGCCAGGUUCGCCCGCUUGUGAGACUUCAGUUUCAGGAAGAAUUCUGUGCAGUACCAGCUCAAGAAUAGUGGACAUGUGAAAAGCAAUGUCUUUAAAUGGGAGCUUUUUAACGCUAGACGUUUGUCGUCUCGUGAACAAAGUGUUUACAAAUGUGUAAAAAUGAGAUUUUUAAUUUGGUUAUAUAUCGUUAUGGUAAUAAACAGUGUAAACUUGAAAAUUGAAGUACAUACUGAAAUACCGGAUGACGGACUUCUUUCACUGCUGUUACCAUGGGAACGGAUAAAUACGUGUGCUAUUUCAGAUAUGUUGCUUGUUAUAAGGGACGGCAUUUAAUGAUUUAUUGUUCUAAACAAAAAUGUUUUGAAUCUGAUUUCUAUAUGUUGCUUUAAAUUUUAUGUAAAUAAUUCCUUUUCACUACCGUUGUAUGCUACUGAUGUUACUAAGUUUACAUAGAAAACUGCUUUUCUUUUAAUCAUAACAAAUUUGUAAUAAUUAAGUGAAAUUUCGUAGGAUAUUUUUGUAAAAGUGGAAAAAAUAUUUAAAACUGUAAUGUUGUAAGUUUACCGGUGUAAAAAGUACUUAAAAUGUCUUGAAAGCUGCAUAAUUCUAUUCGCAAGUCAGUCGUUUCCUUGACAACAAAUAUUUGUAUAAAAAUAAAUACUUAUAUUUUAGAGAAAGUGUUUGUCUUUACAUAUAAUAUUAAAUGACCGUUGUAAAAUCACUAUAAUACAGUAGAUAAACAUAUAAAUCCAAUACUUCUUUUUAAUUGUUUGACAUUUUUGUUAACGUUUUCUUGACGUUAAUUGUGUAUUUUUUUAUUCAAGAUGACGUCUUUGGACUGAAAUGCUCAAAAAUGUACGUAAUAUACCUAUAGAAAGGUUUACAUUUUUAUAAACAGUAAAAAGUGCAGAAUAAUAAUCAAUGAAAACCUAAAAAUGUCACAAAAUUACGUUAAGACAUAUUUCUGCUUGGCGCGGUUCAAAUAUUAAUAAAAGGUCUCUCUGCCUUUUAUUCAUAUUUUGUUUCCCAUAUUUUAUUUUGAAUUUGUUUCUCAUGUAAUGAAUGUAAAU
Mercenaria mercenaria is the source of this 2877-nucleotide messenger RNA. RefSeq lists its product as uncharacterized. Lineage: Eukaryota; Metazoa; Mollusca; Bivalvia; Venerida; Veneridae. The transcript is spliced from 4 exons. Bases 835 to 1875 code for a protein of 346 amino acids. The record is from RefSeq and is a predicted model, not a curated record.